UGUCACGAAUAUUGGUCACAGACCAUACAAAACCAACCACAACACGCCACGGCAACAAAACAACAUUAAAGAGUACACGUGUCUCGACCACGUACUACCUUCUUAUCUGUAAUUAAUACAGUUGUCAGUUUAGGUGCUCUCAUUAUUUUAAGUUUUAACCGCAGUGGAAAUGUCGAACUAAGUAAACCACGGUUAAAACUUAACGUGACCAUGGUUAACCCCCACUACCUGGGCAGUUUAUAUAUCAACUGAUGAUCAGCGGAUUGAGCCCAACAAAAACCACACCAGAAAAAAAGGAUGAUGAUCGGAGAGAGAAAUCUCCCUAAUCCAACGGUCCUUGUUCCACCAUGGCUCUCAGAUGAUCCGACGGCUAAUAUUCACUUUGUUUCUAGCCCCGGCGGUAAUGCGAAUUUUAGCGACGAUGUGUCGCAGUUCCUCCAAAACGAUGCCGUUUUACAGGCGCUUCAGCGUUAUCUGCCGUCGAACGACGCCGCGGCGGCGGUGAUGAUGGGAGAGUUUGAGUCCGAUAACGACAAGGACGUUGAGUUUCCGGUGGACGCGUAUGCAUGCGAUAAUUUCCGCAUGUACGAUUUCAAGGUGAGGAAAUGCGCGCGUGGGCGGUCGCAUGACUGGACGGAGUGUCCCUUCGCUCAUCCUGGGGAGAAGGCUCGCCGGAGGGACCCGCGCAAGUACAGAUAUUCCGGCGCGGCGUGUCCGGAUUUCCGGAAGGGGAACUGCCGGAAGGGGGACUUGUGUGAGUUCGCGCACGGCGUGUUUGAGUGCUGGCUCCACCCGGCGCGUUACCGGACACAGCCGUGUAAGGACGGGGUGAACUGCAAGAGAAGGGUGUGUUUCUUCGCCCACUCGCCGGAGCAGCUCCGGGUCCUCAGUCCUCGGGCCGACGGCUACGGUUUCUCCGACGCCUCCUGCGCUAAAACUCUGCAUUUCGUUCCCUCGUCGUCGCCGGAGUCGGGCUCGCCGCCUUCCGAGUCGCCGCCGAUGUCCCCGAUGAACUCGAUGGUGGCUUCUCUGCGGCAGCUGCAGCUGAACAAGGUGAAAUCCAUGCCGGCGUCUUCUUGGAGCGUGCAUAUGCUCGGGUCCCCACGGCUGACCCGAUCCGCCGGGUUCUGCAGCUUACCCACAACGCCGACCCGAUCUCUCAGCAGACCCGGAGUGUGCAACUUCGAUCUGUGCGAGGAAGAAGAAGAAGAAGAAGUUCCCAUGGAGAGGGUGGAGUCAGGAAGAGAUUUAAGGGCGAAAAUGCUUGAGAAGUUGAGCAAGGAGAAUCCAUUGGAUGCAGUAGAAGCGGGUUCAAACCCGACCCAUAACCCGUCCUAUGCCCCAAGCCCGGAUCUCGGAUGGGUCUCGGACCUGAUCCAGUAAAUCAUCAACUUUGACGAUCUGACUCAUUUAUUUAUGAUAUGAUUCUGGCUGGGGAGUAAGUGAUUUUUGCUCUUUUUUUCUACCCUCACUAUAUGUAAAUAUUAUUAUAAAUUUGGGGAAAAUGGGUUGAAUCCAGGAAAACAAGCUAAAAAAAAAAAGAGAAAUUUUGUAAAUAUAAUUAAGUAGUAGGAUAAGAUAAUCGAGGAUGAAAGCUUAAAUUCACUUCUUCUGUGGAUUUUCAUUUAAAAUAGUAAUAAUAAUUAGGAAGUGGUAGCAGAAGACUGGGAUUUCAUGUUCCUUUUUUGGCAAUUUCAAGGUUGUCUCUAUUAUUAUUAUUAUUAUUAUUAUUAUUAUUAUUAUUAUUACAGUGGAGGAGUAGUACUGAAGACUAUUCUAGAUAUGUGAUCUUUUUUGUCGAUGUAAUUCAUGUAAAUAUAUAUGCCACUGGGGUUAUAUAUUGAAUGAUGUGUUAUUUAUUUUCCAGUA
Messenger RNA from Ipomoea nil (Japanese morning glory), 1869 nucleotides. RefSeq names its product zinc finger CCCH domain-containing protein 20-like. Gene Ontology annotation, molecular function: metal ion binding. Lineage: Eukaryota; Viridiplantae; Streptophyta; Magnoliopsida; Solanales; Convolvulaceae. Bases 298 to 1383 code for a protein of 361 amino acids. The record is from RefSeq and is a predicted model, not a curated record. The transcript has a single exon.